Linnemannia hyalina is the source of this 1167-nucleotide messenger RNA. Lineage: Eukaryota; Fungi; Mortierellomycota; Mortierellomycetes; Mortierellales; Mortierellaceae. The record is from the annotation of a GenBank genome assembly.
AUGGAGCUGGAAUCAGGAACAGGCGGCUCGACAGCUGCCUUACAAGGAGACAUUGCCAUCCUACGCCAGGAGUUGCUGAGCAUGGAGGCGAAACGCGAUGCCUUACUUCGACAGAUCGAACAGGAGGAGCAAGGUAUCACAGAUGAUAACAACACUCCCAUACCAUCACCGGUAGACACAGUCGCAGAUGACCUGGAACAAAAACGACUGCAGGAUAUCCUCAUGGCCUACCGGUUAACAGGAGUCACCCUUUUCAACGGAGACGAGUUUGAUCACCAGGAUUGGUCUCAGUACGAUGUCGGCGAUAUCCUUGAAGGACCCAAGGACGCCGGCAUUCGCUUUGACACCUUUGCCCUCGGUACCUUUUGCUUUUGCAGAUACUACGAGCCGUACUACAUUAUGCUCCGCACGACACCAAUAGGCUCAAGGAACAAUCCUCAGAAUCUUGAUGAGGAUGAGGACCCUCAACUCGACACCAAGAAGACGUUUGAGAUUGCAAAACACACUAUACCCCACUGGAUCCCUCUCAGCGAACUGGAAAAGCGCUACCUCAACCGCGACAUGAGCACGUUUACACGGAGUGUGGCAGACUACCUACAGGCAUUUGUGACAAGGAGAGAAAAUAUAAAUGAGAUCAUCAACACUUUUAGUCUGGACAAGUCCCUCAUCCAAGCAGCAACAACAGCAUCAGAGGCGGCAGCGGUAGCAGCAGCAGCAGCAGCGGAGGAGGAAGGCGCAACAAUACCAGCCCAAGAACAAGAUGCCAUCUCCAUCCCAGAGAUCACCUGCAAAACUAAAGACGCCGCCAUCCGGGAUAUCGUCUUGAGUUGUUUCCGAUACGACACUCUAUUCACACUUUACCACCGCCGUCAAUCCAGGGACGCAAAAAAGAAGGACGCCGAGAAUCAGAAGCAGAAACCUGCACCCGCCACAUCUACAUCUACGUUUUCCUCGAACUUUGGCGACAAUACCAAACUGCUGGAUGACGAUGACCUGGCCAUGGAUCUUGACAAGGAACCUGAGGAGGAGCUUGAUCGCAAGGCGGAUCUGGAACUUUUGAAGUCUCAGACAGGCGCAGACGUGUUGUCGGUUCAGAUUCAUCUCAUCUACGAGGACUCGCACUCGACAACACCCACGAGGGCGGACGUUCAGUUCUCAAAGGCAUAA